Messenger RNA from Anoplopoma fimbria (sablefish), 3775 nucleotides. RefSeq names its product septin 9b (gene septin9b). Lineage: Eukaryota; Metazoa; Chordata; Actinopteri; Perciformes; Anoplopomatidae. The coding region runs from base 70 to 1896 and encodes 608 amino acids. The transcript has 11 exons. Gene Ontology annotation, biological process: cytoskeleton-dependent cytokinesis. Gene Ontology annotation, molecular function: molecular adaptor activity; GTP binding; GTPase activity. Gene Ontology annotation, cellular component: cell division site; septin complex; septin ring. The record is from RefSeq and is a predicted model, not a curated record.
GGAAGCAGGGGAGAGAGAGAGAGAGAAAAGGAGAGGUUGCAUGUGGCUAUUUGAGGUAGCCGUUGAGUUAUGGAGCGAGACAGAAUAGCUGCUCUGAAGAGGUCCUUUGAGGUGGAGGAUGUUGACACCUCAUCUCACUUGUCCCCCGGCUCCCGUCGGACAACCAACUCCCCUCACCGCAACGCCAUGUCUCCCACCAGCAUCUACUACCGUGACCUGGGCACUGCCACCCCGGCCACCACCACCAACAACAACAACCUCAACUAUACCCAACCCCGCUCCAUCAUGGGCGGAGGAGGCUCCAAGACCCCUGAGCCUGUGUCGCGCCGCUCCGAACUCUCCAUCGACAUCUCCACUUCCUCCAGCAAGCAGGUGGAUAACGUGGGCAGCCCUGCUUCCAUGCGCUUUGCGGCCAACAGCGCCCUGAAGCGCCCCGAAGUCCUGGGCCACUCCAGGACCCCCGAGAUGAGCCACAAGAGGGAGGUCACUUUUGCCAAGACUCCUACCGAUUCCCCAGUGAUACGCCGCAACGAGGGCAACUACAACAACAACGGCACCAGCCGGCCCCUUGAGCAGAACCACGCUCGCAAGUUUGAGCCUCCAAGUCCAGGAGAUGUCCGUAAACCCGAAAUCAGCAUCACCAGAGCUCCCCCAGAAAACAAUGGCCACCACCCACCAGUGCACCACCCACACCACCCUAAUCCUCACCACAACACCAUCGUUACCACCUUCCGCUGCUCCUCGCCCAGUCAUGGACGGAAAUCCCCCAACCCUGACAGGUCAGAGGUCAGUCUGAGCCACAGCAACAUGUCGGAGUCCGCCAAGCCCCACCAACCUAUCCCCCAAGGUAAAGGGGAGAAGACCCAUGGCAGCGACUUCAGCUACGUGGGCAUCGAUGCCAUCCUGGAACAGAUGAGGAGGAAGGCCAUGAAGCAGGGCUUCGAGCUCAACAUCAUGGUUGUGGGGCAAAGCGGCCUGGGGAAGUCCACUCUGAUGAACACCCUGUUCAAGUCCAAGGUGAGCCGUAAGUCGGUGCAGCCGAACCUGGGGGAGAGGAUCCCCAAGACCAUCGAGAUCAAGUCCAUCAGCCACGACAUUGAGGAGAAAGGAGUGAGAAUGAAGCUGACUGUAAUCGACACUCCGGGCUUCGGGGAUCACAUCAACAAUGAAAACUGCUGGCAGCCCAUUAUGAAGUUCAUCAAUGACCAGUAUGAAGCCUACCUGCAGGAGGAAAUCAACAUCAACAGGAAGAAGAGGAUCCCGGACUCCAGGGUUCACUGCUGCAUAUACUUCAUACCUCCCACAGGCCACUGUCUGAGGCCUCUGGAUGUGGAGUUCAUGAGGCGUCUGAGUAAGGUGGUCAACAUCGUCCCCGUCAUCGCCAAGGCCGACACACUCACCCUGGAAGAGAGGGACGACUUUAAACAGACGAUCAGGGAAGAGCUGCGAGCCAAUGGAAUCGACGUUUACCCCCAGAAAGAGUUCGACGAGGACGCAGAAGACAGGAUGAUUAAUGACAAAAUCAGGGAGAUGAUCCCUUUUGCUGUUGUGGGCAGUGACCAGGAGUACCAGGUGAACGGAAAGAGGAUUCUGGGAAGGAAAACAAAAUGGGGCACCAUAGAGGUUGAGAAUAUUGCACACUGUGAGUUUGCUUACCUGCGAGACCUCCUCAUCAGGACACACAUGCAGAACAUCAAGGACAUCACAGGCAGCAUCCACUACGAGACAUAUCGUGUCCGCCGGUUAAACGAGUCCAACGGUCACUUCAGCCCUCACCCGUCCGAGCAUCCAGCUGCUCAGCCAAAGGCCAACGGUCAGCCCGAGGAGCAGCCCAGCAGCGUCACGCAGGCCAACGGAGUGGCUGCUCAGCACGAAGCCAUGUCCCACGAGAUGUAGAGUCCAUACAUGAUGUCAGGACACAGCCAGGCACGAAACAUACAGUCGCUCAUGUGUUCUGUUUAUACGAACAAACACAAACACACACACACACACACACACACACACACACACACACACACACACACACACACACACACACACACACACACACACACACACACACACACGCACUCAUGCUGUGAAGCCUAUCUUUUUGUUACCUAGAAGGACUAACUACCUAACCACAGGAAGUUCCAAUACAGAUGAUUCAGAGUAGAUCCUUACAUUUUCCCUCUAUUAUUUUCCGUCAUUACAAUUUUGAGCAAAAUUACGUCUUUCCUGCAAAUCCACAUCCAGACUCUUCCCCCCCCCUCCGUAUGCCAGCACAUAGCAAUCUACAUUCAGAGUUGUUUACAAGAAUAAACCAUGAAAUUUGUCAGGUAAUGGAUAAACAAAAAUAAAUCUAUACAUGUUUCAAUAUGAAGCUUUGGCUGCUGGUUUUAUUUGUACAGCAGUCGCUGAAAUGCAGCAAGUUAAAUGAAAGUAAAUCAGAGUGAAACAAUUUUGAUCAGAAUCAAAGCGUGUGAUGGAAAAAGAGUUCCCAUAAGAGAGACGGAAAGGCAUCUCGUGUACAAAAUACCUUUGCAGGAUCUUUGGUUGACAGGUGUAGCCAUGCAGGGUUGUCCAGAUGAGGAGAAAUGGCAUAAUUCAAAAUGAAGUACAGCAUAACAGAUUAUAACACAUUAGCUCUAAACUAGAAUUAACUGGUCUGCUUUGUGUUGUGGUGUAAAGUUUUGUAUAGAAACUAGGGUUAAGUAGGGAUAUUUAGAUUAGGUUCAUAGUAUCAUGGAGAAAGUAAAGAUAUUUUUGACACCUUCGCACUGCAAAAUAAUAAUAAAAAACUAAAGCAGUGGCAGUGUGGAGCGGCUUUCAGAAGAAAAUUGUCCCCAUUGUAAUUUUUCCAUUGUGUUAUGAUGUUUUUAAAAAAACCUUUUUGCCAAUCCAUCCUGUCUCUUUCUAUAUAAUGCCAAUGUUGUGUAAUAGUCAUACCUUGCAUUUUACAUUUACUAUUGUAUUUUUAUUGCUGUUGUUCAUGUUCUAAUGUUAUUGUAUACGAUGGGAGUUGUAGAGGAAUCUGUGCAACUGUUGUCCUACGUUUUGUCCAUUUUUUUCCUGACCAAAUAAAAUACUUUUUUUCUGUUCUAAAGAGAAGCACAUACAGUAUAUAGAGUUGAUUUAUGAAUAGGUAUUUAUGUGUAUGUUAAGUGUAAUCAGUUUAAUUCAACUUUCAUUUCAGCUUUUGGCUUCCAGAGGUUUGUUGCAGGUCUCUACCAGUGUUGAUCUUUUAGCUUUAGACGAUGUUUGUUUUUAGUGGCCUGCAUUCAUACAAUAUGUUGUAGCCCAUUAGCUCCGCUGCACUAUAACUAGCACCAAAGUGCAAAUGUUGUCUAUAUUUGUUAAUUGAUUAUUAACGAUUACAAACAGAUCCUGCCGUUAGAACAGUGAUAUCUACAACAAGAUUAUUGGGAUGUUUACUACCGCUGAGAGGAAGAUUUGUGCCAAAAAAGUCAAAAUACCACCCAUAAAAGAGUUCCUGUUGAUAAAGUUUUCUAGGGAGAAAUGUGCACAUUGAUUAAACUCAAGGGAUAUUUUAGAGGCUACAUCUAAUUUUUAAACAUGAUCAUAUUUUCUAACAAAAAUAUCCAAGAGUGUGUUUUCUCGCUUUAAGUCACAACAAUAAUUCAUACAAAUAUGCAGAAGAUAGAAUACAUUCAAACACGAACAGAACUAUUGUCUUUUAUCCAGAGAAAGUUAUUGGGUUACACUUUGUUUACUGUUGUAAAGUUCUUGUGUAAUUUGUUAUGGUAUCAUAGAUUAAGGUUUUAUCUUUGAUAUG